AUGGCUUCCAACGAUAGGGUCCUUCGUGACGCGCGGUUGGUUUCCAGUCAGCGAGCCACCUCUCGAGCAGAGUUCUGGGCCAAUCUCAAGUCCAAUGACAUCCUGAUUCGGUGUCUUCACGACACAAUGGAACAAGAUGACAGUCUCAAAGCAGCCAUCGCUGCCGUUGUGGGCAAGAACAGCACGCCUGCACAGCAAUCAAAGCUCCUCUUGGCUAUCGUGGCUGAACUGGCUGGUGGUCUAGACGAGAUCUUGAACGUGGUCGCCCGCAAGGUGACCCAAUACCACAGAAAGCAGAAUGGUGUUGCCGGUGCUAGCGACCCAUUUUCGAGGGAAGACAAGGACGAACACGUCAUCAGCAUCAAUGACGAUGACGAUAGCAAUGGUUACAUCAAGCGCAACAAUAACAGCAACGAUGAUGAUAGCGAAGACGACACAGGAGACGAUUACUAUGACGACAAUGAGCCACAUGCGAGCCGCUCACCAUCUCCUGCAGUCAAGCGCGAGAGUGAUGCUCUCCCAGCCUUCAGUCUGCGAUCUCUCAUCGAAUAUGACAAGCGCCAGAACAAGCGCCAACCUGAACGUCCUAGCCCUGCCUCCUUCCCUAUGAAGAUGACCGACAGUACCCCGCCGCCCGUCAUCGGAAAACGCGCUCGUUCUGUUGCUGGUGACAGUCUCGUUGGAACACCAUCUGUCGCAGGAAGUGCGACCAAGAAGCUCAAGUCUGGCAAAGACAUUGUUUUCGCAGCUGCUCUCAUCACAUUUCUUGGAAAGGUGCAGACCACGCACCGAACCGGACAGAGCAUCCACGACAUGCUCCGAUGCGGCAAAUGCAACGAGUGGAAACGCGAUGCUCGAGUCCUCAACUGCAGCCACGUGUACUGCCAUCGCUGUGUCCAGAAGUUACGUAUCGAAGCUGAGCGUGGCGACGCCCUCCUCGGUUUCCGUCCAUACUGCAUCCAGCCCAACUGCACCGAGAUCGUGUCUGGUAAGACAGCCGUGAUCUUUGCUGAGGUUAUGGAGUUGUUGGUGUGGUAUGACAGACAGUCUCCCGUGGUCAACAACAUCGACUGCAAGUUGUACAUGCUCGCCAAGGCCAAAGAGAAGAAACCGGCCGACAAUACAAUCAAGAACCUCCUUGCCGAAGUCAGCCAGUCAAAGACCGUGGCUCAUAUGGCCGGAAAUGCAGCAGAGCCCUGCGACUUGUUGGAGAUGGCCAGGUUUGCCAGAAAGUGGCUGAUUCCAGAGCGCGUUUUCAAGGAUCAAUAA
Molecule: messenger RNA, 1269 nt
Organism: Exophiala mesophila
Lineage: Eukaryota; Fungi; Ascomycota; Eurotiomycetes; Chaetothyriales; Herpotrichiellaceae
Exons: 2
Coding region: 1-1269 (422 amino acids)
Source: RefSeq, a predicted model, not a curated record